AUGUCAUUUGACCCAAAGAAUUACGCCAAAUACGAGUUUUUCACCAUCAGCGCUCUCAGCGAAGGUGUAGCACACGUUCAAUACACCAACCCUAAAACUCUCAAUGCUUACACCAACCAAAACUGGAGAGACUAUGGAGAAAUCAUGACCAGAUUGGACAAGGAAGAGGACAUUUCCGUAAUUGUUAUUUCAUCAGGUGUUGCCAGAGCUUUUUCAUCGGGGUUGAAUAUCAAAGAAGGAGCAAUGACGAUGAAAUUCGAUGGAGCUACUGAAAAGGAAAGACUUGCCAAAUUUGAAGAGUUUAUUGUUGAGUUCCAAAACGCUUGUACUGUUCCGGCACGUAUCAGUACCCCCACCGUUGGGAUCUUAAACGGUAUCAAUUACGGAUUAGCCAUUGAUCUCGCUAGUGCCUACAGCAUCAGGAUCGGAGUUGAAGGGGCCCGGUUCUCCAUUGCUGAGGUCAACAUUGGUAUUGCUGCCGAUAUGGGGUCAUUACAGAGAAUGCCAGGUAUUGUCAACAACAAAUCGAAACUUUUCCAACACGCUUUACUUGGUGAUGUCUUUGAUGCUAAAGAGGCCCUUGAGAUGGGGUACCUUAGUACUGUUGUGGACUCUGUCGACAAAGGUCUUGAGUUGGCUGGUGCUUGGGGUGCUAGAAUGGCUCAAGCUCCACAAUGGGCUAUCAAAGGUACAAAGAAACAUAUUCAGGAUAUUUUGAGUGGAAAAUCAACUGACGAGGGUUUGGCUGAUAUUGCAAAGUACAACGCCGAAAACAUUAUGCGCGUGAUGAAGUUGUAA
Lodderomyces theae is the source of this 798-nucleotide messenger RNA. RefSeq lists its product as uncharacterized. Bases 1 to 798 code for a protein of 265 amino acids. Gene Ontology annotation, molecular function: delta(3,5)-delta(2,4)-dienoyl-CoA isomerase activity. The transcript has a single exon. The record is from RefSeq and is a predicted model, not a curated record. Lineage: Eukaryota; Fungi; Ascomycota; Pichiomycetes; Serinales; Debaryomycetaceae. Gene Ontology annotation, cellular component: mitochondrion.